ACGUCCCUCUCGCUCGUCCGGACCAUUCAUUAUAAAAGGGGCUCGAGUCCCUUUGUCCUGCAGAGCUCGGUUCUUGCUUCAACAGUGAUUGAACGGAACCGGUUCCACCGCCUCGUUUGCUUUUCCGCGGAUCACCCCCUUCCCUUCUGUCUCCUUGCCGGAGUUGCCCCGGAGAGCGACCGCCUGCAUCCCUCCAGCCCCAGCACGACCUAGCAGGAUCGGCUUGCGCCAGCCGGACGCCCAGCUGCCCCCGUCGCCCACCGUCGCCCGCCAGCCCCCCGGGAGCCAUGGAGUCGCAGGUCCGCCAGAACUACCACAGCGACUGCGAAGCGGCGAUCAACCGCAUGGUGAACAUGGAGCUGUACGCCAGCUACGUCUAUCUGUCCAUGUCGUCCUACUUUGACCGGGAUGAUGUCGCCCUUCGGCAUGUUUCUGACUUCUUCCGGUCGCAGUCACAUGAAGAGCGGGAACAUGCUGAAAAGCUGCUGAAGUUCCAGAGCCAGCGCGGUGGCCGACUCCUCCUGCAGGAUAUCAAGAAGCCAGAAAGAGAUGCUUGGGGCACGACCCUUGAUGCCAUGGAAGCGGCCCUGCAGCUGGAGAAGCGAGUGAACCAGGCCCUUCUGGAACUUCACCAACUGGCCAGCAACAAGAAUGACCCGCAUCUGUGCGACUUCUUGGAAACUCACUACCUCGAUGAACAAGUCAAAGCUAUCAAACAGCUGGGUGACUAUAUUACCAACCUCCGUCGGCUGACAUCAACCCAGGGAGGACUUGGAGAGUACCUCUUCGACAAGCACACCCUCGGAGAGAGCAGCAGCUGAAUGUCUCUCUGUUUCUGGGAAUACUCCCCCUGUGAACCCACAGAAACUAUCCCACUUCCACCGCAGUUCUGUGCCCCAGUCAAGGAGGGUUGUACCUGCCAUGUCUCAGUUGGCAUGUUCCCAAUAAACAAGGGUUCACCAGUUUAA
This is a messenger RNA of Varanus komodoensis (Komodo dragon), 968 nucleotides long. RefSeq names its product ferritin heavy chain A-like. The transcript has 4 exons. Gene Ontology annotation, molecular function: ferric iron binding; ferrous iron binding. The record is from RefSeq and is a predicted model, not a curated record. Gene Ontology annotation, biological process: intracellular iron ion homeostasis; iron ion transport. Gene Ontology annotation, cellular component: cytoplasm. Lineage: Eukaryota; Metazoa; Chordata; Lepidosauria; Squamata; Varanidae. The coding region runs from base 288 to 821 and encodes 177 amino acids.